AUGGGUGAAGGCGGAUCUACGGCAGUUGAUCCCAUAUUAAAUAAGCUGAGUGUCGACGCUUUCAAUAUACUACCCAUUUCCCUCAAUCCUUUUUGGGAGCAAUGGUGUUCAAUGGACCAGCGAGCCUUCCCUCAGUCGGCGGAAGAAGGCAAUUUGGUGAGCGCUUACAGGCAGAGUAAAUUCGUGUUCGAUGAUUCCCUGCCUACCUCCCCAACCAGCUCCCUGGAUCACUGCAGUGAUCCGUACCCUGCCGCCACCUUCACGGCUACACCCUCAGUCUUUCAGACGCCAUAUUCCCAAACAUCCCACCAGUUAGGCAUCCCGUCUCCGCCCCUAACGGCUAAAAGGGAGGAGCGUCAAAAGCGGAAGCGUUGCUCAAAUAAGAAUUCAGCUCGCAAAUCUUUAAGACGAUAUUCCUCUCGAGAUAGCAACGCCAAUACAGCAACGAGAGAAGGAGGUGCUGGCCGUUCAAACAGAUCUUGCGGUACCCACAGCCACCAUGGUAGUGAGCACUCGGGCCAACAAGACAAGAACCAUAGCCAACAUACAAAAGAGAGGAAUCGUAUUGUGUCCGGCAAAUUCCGAGCUAAGAAGCGAGAACAUAUGCUAAGAGUCCAGUCAGAGGAGCAAGAGCUGGAACGAACCAAUUACGACCUGUCCAUCUGCGUAGCUAACCUGACUCGUGAGGUCCAGGAGCUCAAGAUGAAGCUUUUACAACAUACCGAUUGCGACUGCUCGCUCAUCCAUGACUACCUCGCCAUAGAGGCCCAGCGCUACGUUUGUGGACUCAGUAUGCAAUCGCAGCUCAAGACUACUUCCCCCGGCGCAGCAUGCAAGUAA
Molecule: messenger RNA, 840 nt
Organism: Fusarium proliferatum ET1
Lineage: Eukaryota; Fungi; Ascomycota; Sordariomycetes; Hypocreales; Nectriaceae
Exons: 1
Coding region: 1-840 (279 amino acids)
Biological process (GO): regulation of DNA-templated transcription
Molecular function (GO): DNA-binding transcription factor activity
Source: RefSeq, a predicted model, not a curated record